AUGGAAGAUUGGAGAGAGGAAGCCGAAAAGGUGGAAUUGCAUGGGGGAGAUGUAGAGAUUAUGUGGGAUUCCAAAGUUGGGGGGAAACCCAAUGAGUUUGGUGGUAAUUCUGGUUCUGACAGCCACAUCAGCCGGUUUUUGGGAGUCUCGAGAAAGUGGAGGAUUGGGGGGAGGGGCGAUGUGAAAAGUGGUUGGAUUAGAGGGCUAAAAGUGAACCAUAAAAUUGACUUCUUGGCUAUUCAAGAAACCAAGUUAGUUGAUUUCUCGGGAUUCAAGUUAGAUAAGUUGUGGGGAAAUACACCUUUCUGUUCGGAAUUCGUUGGUUCAGUAGGGCAAUCGGGUGGUUUGCUUUGUUUGUGGGAUGACGGUAUUUUUCGGUUUUUGAGUUCAACGAAACAGAGGAAUUUUUUAUACAUCAGGGGUUUAAUAAAAGGCAGUAACGAGUUGCUGAAUAUAAUCAAUGUUUAUGCUCCUCAAAGUGGAGCGGCAAAGAAUGCUCUAUGGGAUGAAUUGUUAGCAGUAAUGGAGGGUGUGUCCGGAAAAUGGGUGCUGCUGGGUGAUUUCAAUGCUGUUAGAGACCCUUCCGAAAGGAGAAAUUCCAGAUUCAAAGUUGGUUGUGCUUCCAGAUUCAACGAGUUUAUAAAUCAAGCGAAUUUACUCGAGUACGAGAUGAAGGGGAAGAGAGUGUUCAAUUCAUGGAUUGAGCAGCCGGGAUAUGGAGAAAUGGUUGAGUCGGUGGCUAACCAGGCUAUAGUAUAUGGGCCGCCGGAUAUCAGGUUAAUCAAAAAAUUCACUGAAAUUAGGAAAGAAAUCAAAGCGUGGAGGGAUGAUUUCUGUAAAAAUGAAAAAGAAGAGCUGGAGAAGGCCAUCCAGGAAUCGGAAGAGACAGAGAAGAUUAUGGAGGACAGGGAGUUAACGGAAGAGGAAGAAUGGAUUUAUGCUGAAAAUAAGAAAGUAGUAGCUGAUAUUUCUUUUAAGAAAAUCAUGGAUAUUAGGAAAAGGUCGAGAAUUAAAUGGGCGUUAGACGGGGACGAAAACUCAAAGUUUUUCCACACGUUGGUCAAUAACAGGAAAGCUAGAAAUCAGAUUCCUGGAUUGAAUAUCGAUGGGACCUAG
Helianthus annuus (common sunflower) is the source of this 1116-nucleotide messenger RNA. RefSeq lists its product as uncharacterized. Lineage: Eukaryota; Viridiplantae; Streptophyta; Magnoliopsida; Asterales; Asteraceae. The coding region runs from base 1 to 1116 and encodes 371 amino acids. Gene Ontology annotation, molecular function: DNA-(apurinic or apyrimidinic site) endonuclease activity; double-stranded DNA 3'-5' DNA exonuclease activity; phosphoric diester hydrolase activity. Gene Ontology annotation, biological process: base-excision repair. Gene Ontology annotation, cellular component: nucleus. The transcript has 3 exons. The record is from RefSeq and is a predicted model, not a curated record.